Molecule: messenger RNA, 791 nt
Organism: Dermacentor andersoni
Lineage: Eukaryota; Metazoa; Arthropoda; Arachnida; Ixodida; Ixodidae
Source: RefSeq, a predicted model, not a curated record
CGCAGCUUGUGCAGAAUUCGGGCAUGAUCUACGAGCUCAUGUCUGACGUCAUGGCCGUCUUUAAGAGCAUCGCUAAACGGAGGCCCGUCUUUCCCGGACUGGAGGUAAGACUCGCUCCCCUGGAAAGCCUGCCCCAGGGCAUUCGCACCUUCCUCACCGUUGUCUUCGAAGGUAUCCUGGCGAGCAACACGACGGUGCAGUACAGGAAUCCCGUAUACUUCGAGCACGAGAUAAACGCUUUGUUCCGCGAGAUCGGGCCUCGAGCAAUCAUAAACUACUUGGGAUUCCGCCUAGUGGUCCACAUAGCGCCUUUCCUACCCGACAGCACGAACUUGCUCCGGCUUCACAGCAUCGAGUCCACGGGCCGCGUCCUGUCCCCGACACCAAAAUGGGUCCUCUGCUUGCGCAUGGUCGCCUCGGUGCUCCCGGUAUGCGUGGUCAAGGCUCACGCCAAGCUCACGAUCGCCAGCGGCAGUGAUCUCACUAGCCGCGCCUGGUUGUCUGAGCUGGAGAGCUUGUUCUUUCGCAGCUCCCGCCGCUACGUUUGGAUGGACAGCGCGACGCACCGCGUGGCGCGCUUUGUACUCAGGCGCCUCCGGCUGGCCCGCUUCUACCCGCAGUGGUCCUUGAAACGAGACAAGUGCGCAGGGAACAUGCUGACAGCGACCGGUGGCCCGAUCCACAUGUGGCACGAGGCGUCCAGGGUCUACCAGAGUCAGCGACUGGCCCAGUUCACGCGCGGGACGCGGCCCCGCGACGUGGGUGACGCGUUCGGAACCCUUGCCAGGUAG